ACAUGUCCCGGAUGUUUAUAGUAAAUUGUGGUAAUUUUUCCUUGCUGUCUCUGGUUUUGACAGGUGUCUAGUGGUGAUAUAGCUAUGCCACUUUCCAAGGAAGAUUCGAGAAGAGCUGCCGCUUUGCUAGAGGAGUUUUGUGCUCAGCUGCAAGCUUGUGAUGAUCCUGGACAUGUUGCUACUUUACGUGCUACGAUUGAAAUGCUGCGUAGUGAUUUGUUUCUGCAAUUGGUUGACAUCCAGAGAGACCAUUACAAUGAGGUGAAGAGCAACAACAGACAUGGUGAGUUACUUCUCAAACAGGAUCCUGCUGUUACCGCUGAUUUUUGUCAUCGAUAUGGAAUCUCUGUCUCCACUAUGUCUUUGGCUGCUUCAAAGGAAGACAAUGAAGAACAAAAUUUAGAUUCUUCAGAUUUGAGCACUGAAAGUGAGGGAAACAAACAGAUAGAGACCGUUCAAAUUGAUGAGCAGUGGGACACAAUGUCUCCUGACCCUGUAUUGGCCAGAGCACAGGAAUUAUUACGUGAUGAUGACUUAGAGAAUGAGAGAACCGAUGCUGUGUUGCCCCUUAAAACAUCUACACCUAUGGGAGGACAGCUGUUAUUUAUGAAUGAACUAAUGCAGCGAACAUCGAGAAGAAAGAAGUCUUUGGAUGAAAUGCAGCCAUAUGAAGAGUCUAGUUUCAGCUCUGUUCUGUCUCGAACUGAUGAUUACAGUGUGUCUCAGAAUGGACAUGUAAAUUCGUAUCAAGAUCAAGAUAGCAGUACACGUCCAACCAGGAAAGAUUCUUUGUAUUUUUUGAGACAUGAAGAGAGCCUAAAGUAUGUACAACAGGCUUACCAAAUUCGUCAUCAAAGGCAGGCAAAGUUUGUAAAAGGGCCACAGGGAGUUGGAUUGAGUAUUGUGGGAAGUGCACACACGGGUGUUUUUGUAAAGGAUAUCUUUGCAGGCGGACCUGCACAGAAAGAAGGAACUUUAAUGAAAGGGGAUCAAAUUCUAGCUAUUAAUGGCAAGAGUGCAGAGAAUAUGUCAUAUACUGAUGCUGCUGCCAUUAUCAAGGAAAUUUCAGCUGGUGGAGACUGUUCAUUGGUGGUAGUACAGAAUCCUUCAGUUUGGGCUGAGUAUGAAAAGGCGAUCAAGAAGCAGCAGAACCCGUAGAAUGAACAGUUUUAACGUUCCCCAACAGAUCUAGAUUCUGUACGUAAUGCUAUUGAAGCUCUAUUAAGGACUAUGUCAAUAAUGAAAUCUUUUUGUACACUAAUUGAACAACUGUAAGCAGCUGGGUUUUAGUAUUAUGUUAGCUGGAUUGGUUUGUUAUUGUGUUUGUCUUUGGUGUUUGUUGAUGAUAUAUUGUAAUACUGUAUUAGCUAAAAGAUUCA
This is a messenger RNA of Corticium candelabrum, 1379 nucleotides long. RefSeq lists its product as uncharacterized. The transcript is spliced from 8 exons. Gene Ontology annotation, cellular component: basolateral plasma membrane; cell junction. The record is from RefSeq and is a predicted model, not a curated record. NCBI's taxonomy places the organism in Eukaryota, Metazoa, Porifera, Homoscleromorpha, Homosclerophorida, Plakinidae. The coding region runs from base 85 to 1158 and encodes 357 amino acids. Gene Ontology annotation, molecular function: protein binding. Gene Ontology annotation, biological process: establishment or maintenance of epithelial cell apical/basal polarity; receptor clustering; embryo development.